Molecule: messenger RNA, 1277 nt
Organism: Syngnathus typhle (broad-nosed pipefish)
Lineage: Eukaryota; Metazoa; Chordata; Actinopteri; Syngnathiformes; Syngnathidae
Gene: cutc
Product: cutC copper transporter homolog (E. coli)
Exons: 9
Coding region: 190-945 (251 amino acids)
Molecular function (GO): copper ion binding
Source: RefSeq, a predicted model, not a curated record
AAAGCUAACUUCGUGGGCACUUCCUGUUUCCGGUAAAAACACUCCCGGUGUGACGUUGUGCAGCAGCUUAAUAGUAAACAACCUGACCGCGUACGCAUCAUCAAGUUAAGAAUUCAAACACUUCAAUUCUACGGUCACAGUAAACAUCAGUACCAAAGAACUCUCCUUUGUGAACAAACUGGCAUAAUUAUGGCAGAGGGCUUUUUAAUGGAGGUGUGUGUGGACUCCGUGGAGUCUGCCGUCAAUGCGGAACGAGGAGGUGCUGGCCGACUUGAGCUAUGUUGUAGUCUUAUGGAAGGAGGGCUCACUCCCAGUCUUGGCCUACUCCAGAUUGUAAAAACAUUGGUCAAAAUCCCAGUCUAUGUGAUGAUUCGUCCCCGUGGAGGCGAUUUCCUUUACUCGGACUGGGAAGUGGAGAUGAUGAUGAAAGACGUGGAGGUGAUGAAGAAUCACGGGGCUGACGGAUUUGUGUUGGGAGCCUUGACGGAAGAUGGGCAGGUGGAUACACAGCUCUGUAUGGACUUUCUGGCUGCUGCUCGUCCUUUACCUGUCACUUUCCACCGAGCUUUUGACAUGGUCUGUGAUGAAACGGUUGCCCUGGAAACGCUGGUGUCGCUAGGUUUCCAGCGUGUGCUGACCAGUGGCUGUGAAAACUCUGCAUUGGAGGGUCUCCCUCUCAUUAAGCGCCUCGUAGAACAAGCUAAAGGCAGAAUUACCAUCAUGCCAGGCGGUGGCAUCACGGAGCGAAAUCUCCAAAGAAUUUUAGAGGGAUCGGGCGCUCAGGAGUUCCACUGCUCUGCCCGCUCCAGCAGAGAUUCUGCCAUGAAAUUCAGGAACAGCAGCGUGACAAUGGGUGCUUCUCUCACGGUACCCGAGUACAGCCUGAAGGUGGCAGAUGUGAGCAAAGUACGCACAUUUAAUGCAAUAGCCCAAAAUAUCCUAUGAAUCAAAACUGGACAGUCAUGACUGAAAACUAAAUCAAUACCUUAUUUAUUCAGCUUUUCCUGUCCAAUGUAAAUUCAUAUUCUCUAAAUAUAUUAAGAAUUGAAAAUCUAAUCAUAGUGUAUUUUCAUUUGUUGAAUGUCACUUUUUGCUGAAAGUGUAACAAAGUGCCAGACAACUGUAAGACAAGUUUGAAGUGGGAAAAUAAUGUAUUUUUAUGAUUACAUAUUUUGUCAAAAUACAGAAACGGAUCUUCCAAUUGUAUUUCUCAUGACUAAAGUCACGGGACUGUAUAGUUUUUUUCAGACUUCAAUUAAAGUUGCCAAUGCUCUGUA